Molecule: messenger RNA, 1063 nt
Organism: Arvicanthis niloticus (Nile rat)
Lineage: Eukaryota; Metazoa; Chordata; Mammalia; Rodentia; Muridae
Gene: Ostc
Product: oligosaccharyltransferase complex non-catalytic subunit
Cellular component (GO): oligosaccharyltransferase complex
Source: RefSeq, a predicted model, not a curated record
GCGUGUUUCCGGGCGGCGCGGGAGGCUGGAGGCCAGAGGGCUGGCCCUACCGCUGGGGACAUGGAGACUCUCUACCGAGUCCCGUUCUUAGUGCUCGAAUGCCCCAACCUGAAGCUGAAGAAACCGCCCUGGGUGCACAUGCCGUCGGCUAUGACGGUGUACGCCCUGGUGGUGGUAUCUUACUUCCUCAUUACCGGAGGAAUAAUCUAUGAUGUUAUCGUUGAACCUCCAAGUGUUGGCUCAAUGACUGAUGAACAUGGCCAUCAGAGACCAGUAGCUUUCUUGGCUUACAGAGUAAACGGACAGUAUAUUAUGGAAGGACUUGCCUCUAGCUUUCUGUUUACGAUGGGAGGUUUAGGUUUCAUAAUCCUGGACCGAUCCAAUGCACCAAAUAUACCAAAACUCAAUAGGUUUCUUCUUCUUUUCAUUGGCUUUGUCUGUGUCCUACUGAGUUUCUUCAUGGCUAGAGUAUUCAUGAGAAUGAAAUUGCCGGGCUACCUGAUGGGCUAGCACCUUUUGAGAAGAAAUCAGUGGAUCCCAGAUUUGCUCCUGUUAAUAAAGUUUUAAAGGCUGAACCACUCCCUUGUGCAAUGUGGAAAAGAAUGAAGAGCAGCGUGAACGGGUUGAGUGACACCCUAGCAAGCAUAGCCAAGCUGGGACUGGAGGUCACGGUAGCAGAGACAAGUUCACUACAGUAUUUUUCCUGAUGACCUAUCCUAGUGGACCAGCUAUGUUAAAUGGCAUUUUUUUCUUGUUUUUUUUUUUUAUUUCUUAAAGAAAAUAUACUCCUCUCAAAACUUUGGUAUUGAAUAAAGUGAUUAUUUUUUGCAAACCCAUCAGUUUUUUGGACAUGAUAUUUCUAAUUUUCAGAAAUUAUUGCAAAUCAAGAAAUACAUUGUGAGAGCUGAGAUAUUUGGACGACUGACCAGUUUCUGCAGUGGUGCUUUGCCUUGAAACAGUGUGUGUGGUACUCUGCCAUUUCAGACGCAUGUGGGAGACUUGUUUCCUGGACAACGUGAUGUGUGCAAGGAGCAGAAAUAAAUGGAUUUUCUAAUUAACAUUU